AUGUCUUCACAAAACAACAAUCAGCAGCCCUCUCUUAUUGGCGGCCACGUCGAAUACGUCAAGGGAGCCACAGAAUCAGCUAUUGGCAGCGUUACUGGCUCACAGGCUUGGACUACCUCCGGAGAGCAAGCCAAGGCCCAUGCCGUAGAUACCAUGAAGACGGCUGGCGAGAACCGCGAUUCAUCUCAAGGAUUCGGCAAGGUCGAACAGAAGUUGGGUCAAGCUACAGGCUGUGAAGGUAUGGUCAAAGAGGGGGCAGCUAGUAAGAAAUCUGAAUAA
This is a messenger RNA of Daldinia childiae, 279 nucleotides long. RefSeq lists its product as uncharacterized. Bases 1 to 279 code for a protein of 92 amino acids. NCBI's taxonomy places the organism in Eukaryota, Fungi, Ascomycota, Sordariomycetes, Xylariales, Hypoxylaceae. The transcript has 2 exons. The record is from RefSeq and is a predicted model, not a curated record.